AUGGAAAAGAGAUGCUGGGCAGGGCAAUGCGUUGUCGUGGCUCUGCUUUGCGCCUGGAGCGUGGCCAUCCUGGCCAGGGCAGAGAGGCAGUUUGUCAAUGAAUGGGCAGCGGAGAUCCCGGGAGGUCCAGAAGCAGCAAAGGCCAUAGCAGAUGAACUGGAGUAUGAACUUCUGGGGCAGAUUGGAUCACUUGAAAACCAUUAUCUAUUUAGACACAAGAGCCAUCCUACAAGGUCUCGAAGAAGUGCUACUCACAUCACAAAAAGACUCUCGGAUGAUCAUCGUGUGUCUUGGGCAGAGCAACAGUAUGAAAAGAAACGAAGUAAGCGUUCGGUGUUGCGAGACUCAGCAGAAAAUCUUUUCAACGACCCCAUGUGGAAUCAACAAUGGUAUCUGCAAGACACAAGAAUGACUCCAUCUCUGCCAAAAUUGGAUCUUCACGUUCUUCCUGUGUGGCAAAAAGGGAUUACUGGAAAAGGCGUUGUCAUAACAGUGCUUGAUGAUGGCUUGGAGUGGAAUCACACAGACAUUUAUAUGAACUAUGAUCCUGAGGCAAGUUAUGAUUUCAAUGACAAUGAUCAUGAUCCAUUUCCUAGAUAUGAUCCAACAAAUGAAAAUAAACAUGGAACACGAUGUGCAGGAGAGAUUGCCAUGCAAGCAAACAACCUGAAAUGUGGAGUUGGAGUUGCAUAUAAUUCCAAAGUUGGGGGCAUAAGAAUGCUGGAUGGAAUAGUCACAGAUGCCAUAGAAGCAAGUUCAAUUGGUUUCAGUUCAGAUCACGUGGAUAUUUACAGUGCCAGCUGGGGUCCAAAUGAUGAUGGGAAAACAGUUGAGGGACCUGGCAGGCUGGCACAGAAGGCUUUUGACUAUGGCAUCAAAAAGGGGCGAAAGGGGAAAGGCUCAAUUUUUGUUUGGGCUUCUGGGAAUGGUGGCCGCCAAGGAGAUAACUGUGACUGUGAUGGCUACACAGAUAGCAUCUACACUGUCUCCAUCAGCAGUGCUUCUCAACAAGGCCAUUCUCCCUGGUACGCAGAGAAGUGCUCUUCAACGCUGGCUACAGCAUACAGCAGUGGGGAUUAUACUGACCAGAAAAUUAUAAGUGCUGAUCUUCAUAAUGAAUGCACCUUCACUCACACUGGGACCUCUGCUUCUGCUCCUUUAGCUGCAGGGAUUUUUGCGCUAGCACUCGAAGCCAAUCCUAAUCUAACCUGGAGGGAUAUGCAACAUUUGGUAGUCUGGACAUCUGAAUUCGAUCCGUUGGCCAACAAUCCAGGGUGGAAGAAGAAUGGAGCUGGACUGAUGGUGAACAGCAGAUUUGGAUUUGGAUUGCUCAAUGCUAAAGCACUGGUAGAUCUGGCUGACCCUAAAACCUGGAAAGGAGUACCAGAAAAGAAAGAGUGCAUUGUUAAGGAUAGCAGCUUUGAACCAAGGUUGUUAAGAGCUAGCGGUGAAGUUACUAUUGAAAUUCCCACAACAGCUUGUGAAGGUCAAGAAAAUGCCAUUAAAUCCCUGGAACAUGUACAGUUUGAAGCAACAAUUGAAUAUUCCCGCAGAGGUGAUCUUCAUGUGACCCUAACUUCUCCAUCAGGAACCAGCACAGUCUUACUGGCUGAACGGCAAAGAGAUAAAUCACCGAAUGGCUUUAAAGAUUGGGAUUUUAUGUCAGUUCACACCUGGGGAGAGGAUCCAAAAGGCACAUGGACUUUAAAAAUUGUUGAUAUGUCUAGAAGACUGCAAAAUGAAGGAAGCAUUGUGAACUGGAAAUUGAUUUUGCAUGGCACUUCAACCCGGCCUGAGCACAUGAAGCAACCUCGUAUCUAUACAUCAUACAACACUGUCCAAAAUGACAGGAGAGGUGUGGAAAAAAUGACAGACUUUGUAGAGGACCACACCACACAGGAGAACCUGAGUGAAAAAACCAAGGUGACAGAAAGUACCGCUGGCACAGAGACAACACAGGAGAUGGCCUUAUUGGACGCAAUGCUCCGGUUACUGCAAAAUGCAUUUCGUGGCCAGAUGGGUGGGAAUCGAGUACCAAAGAAGACACUAAAUGAAAAUCCAAACAUUCCAUAUGAGCAUUUCUAUCGAGCUCUCGAGAAACUAAACCAAGCCUCCCAAUUGAGAGACUCAGAGGAGUCUCUGUAUAGUGACUAUAUUGACCUUUUUUACAAUUCCAAACCCUACAAACAUCGGGAUGACAGACUACUCCAAGCCUUGGUUGAUAUUCUGAAUGACAAAGAUUAAAAAAUAGAGAGAGUAAGGCACUAGGUUGGAAACAUUCACACCCACCCCAUCUUCAUAACACUCCUCAUUUCAACCUGACUCCCACUUAUUCAAUUUGCAUGAUCACAAUUCUUAUUGCUUUCUAUAUACUAACUACCUAAAGAAUGGGAGAAAAGGAAAAGGCUGCUGCCAGUUAUGAGGUAAGCUCCACUUUAUUCAAAGCUUUCAAUAAUCCUGAGAGUAGGCAGCUUCAUUCAGGAAUGAAAUAAAAACAUAAAUGUUGAGUAAACACUAGAAAUUCCCUUCUUCACAAGCUACAAACAAAUAUAUGAGCACUGAUUUCUAUUAGCCCUAUCAAAAAAUUUAUGUUAGCAAACACAGUCUAUGACAGUGUUUCAGGCAGAACAAAAGCUGGCAACAAUCUGUCUUCUCCUUGAUUUUGGUGAGUUCUUCUGUCUAUAGAAAAUAAUUCCUUCAAGAAGAAAUAAGGCAGUAUCAUCACAAAAUCCGCCCCACACCUUUCACCCCAAAAUACCGAAGUUUGUCUAUGAGCCCAUUUUUUAUAUCAUGUGAGGAUUCACAUGUAAAAAUGUUCCUUUAAAAACCAUUCUCUACAGCUGAUCAGCUUAAACUGCUGUGGUUCAAUAAAUUUUCUUCAUUGGUGGGGAACCUCUGUCCCAUGGGCCUAAUUAGGCCCGUCCA
Rhineura floridana is the source of this 2925-nucleotide messenger RNA. It is a transcript of the gene PCSK1, whose product is annotated as proprotein convertase subtilisin/kexin type 1. The transcript is spliced from 14 exons. Gene Ontology annotation, molecular function: serine-type endopeptidase activity. Lineage: Eukaryota; Metazoa; Chordata; Lepidosauria; Squamata; Rhineuridae. Gene Ontology annotation, cellular component: trans-Golgi network; Golgi membrane. The record is from RefSeq and is a predicted model, not a curated record. The coding region runs from base 1 to 2244 and encodes 747 amino acids. Gene Ontology annotation, biological process: protein processing.